CCCCUCGGGCCGCCGUCCGGGCGCCGGAAGCGGGCGCGGCGGCCAUGAGCAAGCGGAGCCAGGUGUCGUUCGUGCGGCCGGCCGAGCCGGCCUUCCUCAGCCGCUUCAAGCAGCAGGUCGGCUACCGGGAAGGGCCCACGGUGGAGACCAAGAGAGAGCAGCUCCCACUUGCAGAUGAUGACAGUGAGAACGGCAGUGACAGAGAAGAUGAGCAGCCUCAGGUGGUAACGCUGAAAAAAGGGGACCUGACUGCUGAAGAAGUAAUGAAAAUCAAACAGCAAAUCAAAGAGGCCUCAAAGUCAAACAAAUCAGAUGCUGAACCAGAACCAGAACCUGCUGAUGGAAAAAUUAUGUUCAGGAAACCAGCCAAAAGGUUGUCAGAGAAGUCUUUGGACUUCAAUGUAAGUUCAAGUAAGAAGAUGAAAGAGGCAAAGAAAGCUAAGAGAGAAGCAGCUGCUCCUCAGAGUACAGCUAAGCAAGUGAAAAACAGCAGUCUGCUCUCCUUUGAUGAUGAGGAAAAUGAUGAUUAGGAGUUGUAUUUGUUUGUAUUUUACUUACCCUUCUAGGCAGCUGAAUAAGACUGAGGAUUUUCCUAGGUACCAAGGCAGGCUGGCUGAGUCUUCUCUUACUUGGUUGUGGUCCAGCUAGGGCAACACAGUGUGGGCUGAGGAAGAGCUAAGGAGCUGGGCAGGCAGACAUCGUGUCUUUGAACAGAGAACACAGCCACAUGUGGAAAGGCUACUUGAGGUCACAAACCAGUAGCAAAGUGCACACUUACCCAGUUUCUGCACAUUUUCAAAGCAUUGGGUUGUCUUCAUUUUCACUAUUUGGAAUGUUUCCCAUCACUACAGCUAUGUUUCCUCUUUGUUUGCCUUAGUUGACAGUUGUGUGGCCAUUACCUCUUAUUGCCGUUUGAUAGGGAGGGACUUCAUCAGCAGAAACUGGCUGCUCUCUCAAACCCAAGUCUGAGCAACUUCUGCCUGUGUGGUUUGGCAGAGCAGCCCUUUGCAGAGCCCUUGCAGUUGCCAGAAAUCUAUAGUCUUAACCCUGCCUUUGGUGAAUGCAGCCUCAGAAGCCUCACGCUCAUUGGACUUGAUUGUGCAACAAGAUAGGGAAUUUGGAUUGCUAUGGAUGGUAUCAACUGAUGCAAAAGAAAGAUGCCUGAGCCCCUGGAGGCUGUGCUGCCCUUUGGCUAGCACAGUGGUGGUUUGCUGGUGGGUUUGGUUUGUUCUUUUAAAGUCUGUUUGGUCCAGCUGGCUAGCUCUGUGUUCAGAAUUGUCUGGGAAUUCAAACAGCUUACUUAAAACAACCACCACAGGCUUUGUCUUUAGGCUGUGGAAAAGCAUUCUUCUGGGUUUCCUCAAGUACGACACUGGAGAGAGGAAGUCCAGAGUCACCACAGCUUGUGGAGCAAAGCUCUGAAGUGUUCUGGUGUCCAUGCUCAGGACACUGCAAGUGAGCAUUUCUCUACUCUGGAAAUGGAAAUGCAAACUGACACUGUGGGCUGAUGGGGACAAGGUGCUGGAAAUGGGCCUGGUGAGCCUGAAAUGGUCUGGAGAGCUGAUGUGUGCUGCAGCCAGGCCUGAGACUGCUGCAGAGGCACAGGCUGGCAGGCGAGGAAGCCAGUUCUGUUGCACAGCAUUCCAAGUCACUCUAGCUGUAAGGCUUCAAUGAGGAGACAUUAGAAGGCUGCUGUAUGAAGCAGCUGGGUUCAAUUUGUUCAUCUGGUAUUAAACAAUUCUGUUUUCUUUAAGUGGCUCAAGGACACUAUGACAGUUUCAGUACAGAGAAUGGGAUAUGAAUGGAGCCUCUGUGAGUGCUGCCUGUGUGUACAUAGCAGCUUCCUGCAGUGCCAGCCUGCCUGCUGUUCCACACUGGUGCUGGAAGUGCAUGGCACCCUGGCUGGAACAUUCAGCCUUUCAAACAAUCAGCACCAGACCAACAAAUGGAUAUUAAAGCCUGGUUCUAGCACUGGUCUGGUACUACACUUACCAGAAACAUGCUGGGUUAGACUGGAGCUGAGGAAGUUCUUCAGUGUCAGGGUGGUGAGACUCAAAUAGGCUGCCCAGGGAGGCUGUGCUUGCCUCUUGCCUGGGAGUGUUGAAGGUCAGGCUGGAUGAGGCCUUGAGCAGCUGAGUCUAGUUGAGAGGUGUCCCUGGGCAUGGUGGGGUGGUUGGAGAAGAUCUUUUUAAUUGAGGUCUUGAGCAACCUGUUCUAGUGGGAGGUGUCCCUGCCUGUUGACAGGGGGUUGGAACUGGACGAUUGUUGAGGUCUUUCCAAGCUAAACCAUUCUGUGAUCUGAGGUCCGUUCCAGGCUGAGCCAUCCUCUGAUGAUUCUGUGAUCAUGCAGAGUUGUUCUUCAGGCAGUGCAGCAGAGAGGUGCAGGUGCAGUUUCUUCCCUUCGUUCCAGCUGUGGUCUGUAGUGCUUUGACCAGGAGGGACUUUUGUACUCGUUGCUCUUGCUCCCUGCUCACCUGGCAGUAACUACCUGCAUAAAUUUGUCGAGAGGCGAAAAUGAUGCACAGAAGCCUUUUUAGUCAGGUAGUCAUGUGAAAGUCCAGUGUUCUUGCUGUGGCAGCCCAGGAGAAGAGCACCACCAGCUGCCCAUGACCCCUGGGGCUGCAGAGAGCCAUUGCUCCUUCAGGAAAGCACUGUGACACUGUCUCAAGCACUCACCUGCCUGAAGCAAUGGGCCCUGGACAAGUCAUCGUCUCCAGAACUCCCUGGUGACGGGGAAGCCAAAGUGAGGAUGUGGAACGUGAGGAUAUGGAACAUGGGGCUGGGACUGGAGUUGACAAUUUUCCUGGGUUUUCUUUCUUCCCAGCCCCCAUCCCCAGGCCUUUCCCCCUCCUGUGGUGGGAGUUCUCUAUGUUUUGUUUUUUCUCUUGUGGCUCUUGCUCCAAUAAGUGUGAGAAAAGCACUGUGGAGGAGCAAAUUGGAAGCUGCUGAGGCUCCUUUCCUAGUCUGGGAAUCUUGGUCAGCUGUGGCCUGUUACUUCAUGUGGGAACCUUGUACAGUUUUCAUCAAUAAAAUCUUUAGUGUUUACCUGUAA
This is a messenger RNA of Pogoniulus pusillus (Red-fronted tinkerbird), 3052 nucleotides long. Its product is annotated as KIAA1143 ortholog. The transcript is spliced from 3 exons. The coding region runs from base 45 to 530 and encodes 161 amino acids. The record is from RefSeq and is a predicted model, not a curated record. Lineage: Eukaryota; Metazoa; Chordata; Aves; Piciformes; Lybiidae.